CACCAUUGGUGGCGUCACUGCCGCGGGGCACUCAAGCCCCUCGCGUCUCUUGUUCAACUCGUCGCGUUACUUUGGCAGCGACACAAUACAACUCUCCUGUUGCCAUUCCAACACCCAGCCGCCACUUCGCUGCUCCAUGUUCCGCUGUGGACCACUUCCACAGGCAUCAUCGCGAUGAUGGCCCAUCUGACAGCGACAAAGAACUCUUUCCGAGACUCCUCGAGACCGAGUGAACGACCGAAGCAAAAGAGCCCAGAGCUCGACUACAAACGUUCCACGAUAUGCGUUCACGUACCCUUCUUCACGGAUUGAAAGGUGCUUCAGACUGUUGAAUAUGCAAAACUCUAUAUGUGAGUUGCUGGUUCAUAUAGCAGCUCCCAGCACGCUCAAAGACGAUCAACGAUUCUCAGAUAUUGCCCAGUCCAUCCUGGAAUUUCACGCGGUAACCAGAUUCGGAUCGUCGUGGAACAGUGAUUCCUCUCUAUCGACACCUUUCUCGGCUGAUGCAACGAAACAGCCGCCUUCUGGAGCGGAAGAAACAUCUUCUUUUCGGAUGGCCCAUGGGCAAUCUGGAAAAUCUAUUCCUUUGACAGAGUCUGUCGCAGCAACCCAACUCCUCCGGACGACCCCAUCAUCAUGGCUUCUCUCAUCUUCCCUCUCAGGACUUGAUGUGGAGACUUCGCGGCCGAAGACAGCCCCCGAAUUGAACUGUAUUCGGGCUGAGCCUCCGGUCGCCGUCUCAGUGAGAAAGCAUCAGCGGUCCUAUUCGGACACUUCGUCUUUGAGCCACUCCAUCUCGGCCAUCCCAAACUCCUACGGUCAAGAGCAAGGUAUGACGCAUACCAGUGAUUGCACAUCAAAUAAUUCAAGGCUGUACGGGGAAUUAUCCUUUUGUCGAGUCCCUUCAACGCCGACCCGGGAGCGACCACCAAGUAAGAGACGACGUGUUGGCGCAGGGCUAACCUAUGAGACUCCAAGGGAAUCAUUAUCCACAGCCUCUAUCAUGAAUGCAAGAGUAUUGUCUUCACUACCUGAUUCAAUGGAACUUACGAAAUCUUUCCAGUCUGUUUCAUCCACUCUGUCACCGUCGCAGCCAAUUCAGCUCAGGGUUACAACGCCUGCAAGAAUGCUUCCGAACGAGGAAAAAUCAAACGAGGUUCUGUUCAUGGAUUUGACAAAGGGGACUCCUGAGCAAAUAAGCAAAGAAGUAGACAGGCCACAAUUAACGCACUGGUGGUGCGAAGAGGACAGGCACGAUAAUGUCGCAAAUGAUCACAGCAACAAGCGCCCGGACUCCGGCGACAAAGUAUUUGCAGACGAAGUCGCUAGUCCCCCAUCUAGAGGGGGCGAGCACGUGUUCACAACACAUAUCACGAGGACACUUCAGACGAUUGUGGACCGGAUUCCGCUUGAUAAAGUGUUUCGACCCAGCCGAAUCUCACGCCCUGUCCGAGCAUUGGAGAGAGGACGCUGGCUCUUAAAUAUACUGGUUGUUAGAGAUCAGCAAGUGUCCUCUUCGAGAUGUCCGGUCGGCAACGACGAGAAGCUUGGGGCUCUGGACGGUGAGUUUGACAUAGGAAGACGGAAGGUACGUUGGACUCAGGAUGACGGCCCGGGGCGACGCCACUCGGCUUGGACUGAAGUUGAAUUUCUGAAUUUCUGGCGGAACAUGAGUCGCCUCGUUCGCCAAGGUAAGUGUGGAAUGGGCUGUCGCCUGGUGAAAGAGGUAGACCGCGAAGCGUCGAGCGAACUUGGACAAGUCUGGAGGAUCACCAUGUUUUGCUGGGGCGAAGUGGUGGCCCAUAUUUGGCUAGCUCUUUGGAUACUCUCUGACAAGUUGACUGCCCAAACCCCAAUGCAAUGGAUCUCUGGUGAUGGGACAGUGGUGAUUGAAAUGUCGGGAGAGAAGGUGUCGAGGACGAGGACGAAUAGGCCGGAAAUGGCCCCCAAGGGAUAGAUCAUGAUUGAAUUUGGAGGAGAGACUUCGUUGUACUUACAUAUACGCAAUUUAUACCUGUCUAUACCUAC
Molecule: messenger RNA, 2028 nt
Organism: Exophiala mesophila
Lineage: Eukaryota; Fungi; Ascomycota; Eurotiomycetes; Chaetothyriales; Herpotrichiellaceae
Exons: 1
Coding region: 335-1957 (540 amino acids)
Source: RefSeq, a predicted model, not a curated record